CUAACGUCUUAGUUCUACUUCCACCGACAACAAUCUUUUGCGAAUCUCCAACAAUUUAUUAACGGAGGAUGUCUGAACGUAUGCCCACGAAUACUGUGUCGUUCUGCCCUACCUGUAAUAAGCCUUUCACAGCAGCGCCUUCUUUUAAUCGUCAUGUAUCGUACUGUCGCCGUGCGCAAGUUCGUCCCAAAGUCAGACGCAGAUCGUGUCGAGCCUGCAAGAAUGCCAAGGUGAAGUGUAGUUUCCAACCUUGCUGUGCGCGGUGCACUUCAAAAGGGCUGGAUUGUAUCUAUGAGCGCACAUCAAGUAUGGAAGAAGUGGCCACAAGUGGCCAACAGAGGUCUUCAAGUCCAUCAAUUGUGCCUGUCGAAUCUCGAACUUCAGAAGCUCAGGAAAUACAACUUCCGGGCAUUGACCCCAUGCAAGAGCUUUCCUUUCUCGGUUAUAACGACACUAUGGCGGUCGCAAGCUUCAGCCCCACCAUUGGUCCAAUUGCUCAGCUUGGCGAUAUUGAUGUGCUUCCUUCAUCAUGGGGCGUUGCACUGGAUUUUCCAAUGUCUACCUGGUCCAUGAGCACCCGCGAUGAUACUGGAGAACCAGGCUUUCUGACAAGGAUCGGUCGCUCCGACAAGUACGCACAACACAGCGCGGAUACUAUCAUCGAAGCUCUGUACGCGAUACCCGACCGGAUGCUUCGUCGAGAAACAUUUCCACCCUUCAUCCAUCCCCAUUGGCACCUCCCAGCUCUGCCCGAACCUCUUGCUGUAUGUAUGCAGCUUGCAGACAUGUAUUCGAGAGCACCGGAGGUUCGCCACUUUGUUUGGCGGUGCAUACUCGCAGAGCAACGACGCGCAAUAGAACGCCUCGAAACACUGAGCGACCAGGAGAUCUUUACCCACGUCCAAGCCGGUAUUGUAUAUCUGGCGAUGCGGCUUGUAGACGGGGUAAAGCAUGGUCUAGAUUGGAUACGUGAUAUGGUAGCGAUACAGGACGUUCUUUGCACCCGCUUCCUGCAGAAUAAUGACUUCUGCUUCUGCCAUUCCGAGCAAACACACCCCACCCUGACAUGGGAAGACUGGAUCUAUGCGGAGUCGAGACGAAGGAGUUCUAUCGUCUGGUUCCUCAUCACUCGUACUGUUGUCGUUGCGCUAAAGGAAAACUGCUAUUUUACGAAUGCUCCUGACGCUUUGCCGCUCCCUGCACCGCAGACGCAAUGGGAAGCACGCAAUAGUGAGACCUGGAUGAAGGAAGUCUGGUCUGGAAAUCCGGCGAUCACGACAUUUGGCAAUUUGAUCACGGCGAAGCGACGAAUUGAUGAGCCUGAAAGUAAACAAAGGCUGGCGGCAUGGAACGCAAGAACGGACCGUCUGGGACCAUUGCUUAAUGCUGCAGUUGCUCUAGUCUAAUGGAUCGUUACAGGCUGAACAAAUACCAUUCCAAGGCAUCAUCCUCACGGUAAAGUCGGCCUUCGUCGGCUAUCCUGCUAUCUACCAAGCGAUCUCUCCAUCGCGAUCACUAAACGUCGCAGUAACCUUAUCCCCCUUCUGCAGUGUCGCCAACUCCACAAUUCUCUCCGCCCCCUGCUCAGGCGUGAUUCCAUAAUCCGUCCAGCCUGUCAAAUUCGUCUUCACAAGCUGCGGACACGCAACGUUGACCUUGGCAUCCACAUCCUCCAAAAUUCGCACAUAAUUCAAGGCCAACAUAUUCAGCGCCGCUUUGCUGGCAUCAUAAGCUUUAUAGUCAAUCGCGUAGAAUGGUGUGUCCUUCACGGUGGCUUGUUGCAGAGAGCCCAUGCGGGAUGACACGAAGACGAUCCUCGGGUUCGCUGACUUGCGGAUUAAAGGGAUGAAAGCCUCAGUAAGGACUGCGGUGCCGAUAACGUUGGUGUUGAAUGUCUCGGU
This is a messenger RNA of Boeremia exigua, 1901 nucleotides long. RefSeq lists its product as uncharacterized. The record is from RefSeq and is a predicted model, not a curated record. Gene Ontology annotation, biological process: regulation of DNA-templated transcription. Lineage: Eukaryota; Fungi; Ascomycota; Dothideomycetes; Pleosporales; Didymellaceae. The transcript has 2 exons. Gene Ontology annotation, molecular function: DNA-binding transcription factor activity, RNA polymerase II-specific; zinc ion binding. The coding region runs from base 69 to 1406 and encodes 445 amino acids.